Molecule: messenger RNA, 579 nt
Organism: Endocarpon pusillum Z07020
Lineage: Eukaryota; Fungi; Ascomycota; Eurotiomycetes; Verrucariales; Verrucariaceae
Exons: 1
Coding region: 1-579 (192 amino acids)
Source: RefSeq, a predicted model, not a curated record
AUGGCUGUGAACUUGCCGAAUCAUCCCUUCCUUACCCAAGAUACCUGUUUGCCCAACUCACCACAAAGGGCCAGUGACCUUUCGCAAAAACAUGAGACCUCCUCCAACAAACUCUCAGCCUGCAAGCGCAAGAGGAUUGACCAAACAGCUUCUCAGAUUGGAGAAGGACUUGACCCCUCGCCUUUGUCGUCAAUCACAGGUCAUCUGAACCACCGGGCUACCAUCGCGCAUGGCGAGGAAUACUACCCAUUGCACCGACCCCGGUCCGAGGCCGGAGAUGCAGUAGCUAGGCACCUCACAGAGCCGGCUGCAAACUCGCCAAUGGCAAGAUGGAAACGAGAGAGUGUCGAGAAAGAGCCUUGGAACAGUACCUCCAGGUUGGAUGCUAAAGAUGGGGAGAGAGCACUUGAGGUACAUAAAAGGAAUACUGAUCUAGUCUCAAAGGAUGGUAACCAUGUGACACCUAAGACAACACCAUUCUCUCACUGGACCUCCUCCAAGGCUACAGAGUAUUGUGACGGUGCUUCGGAAGGUGGAGCUUGUGCUGAUUUGGCUGGAGUUGGGACAUGGCUGAGAUAG